CAGCGGCCACGCCGCGGCUGUUGUGGGUCGGUGGGCGGGGCGGCUGGCUGACAGAGCGAGGCGUCGCCGCACCGAGGGCCCGCGCGGGACAACCUUCCUCAGCGCCGGGCGGCGACGGCUGCCGAGCGUGCGAGCGGCCGUUGUUUCUCCGCGUCGCCGUCUCCCAGGCUGCGGCCGGCGGUCGGCAUGGCCCGAGGAAAUCAAAGAGAACUUGCCCGCCAGAAAAAUAUGAAAAAAAACCAGGAAAUUAGCAAAGGAAAAAGAAAAGAGGAUAGCUUGACUACCUCUCAGAGAAAACAGAGGGACUCUGAGAUCAUGCAACAAAAGCAGAAGAUAGCCGAUGAGAAGAAAUCUAUGCAGACAAGAGAAAAAUGAUGACGGGCCUUUUGGAAACCUGGGUGCUAUUGUCAGUGGGGUGCAUAAGAAGAUCAAAAUUUCUCAGAGUGACUAAUGGUCACGUGUUAUAACUUAUCCUUAUAAACUGUCUAUUUUAAACUUUACUUUUCAGCCUUACUUAACAUGACAUUUUAAGACCAUUCUUCAAAGAAUAAAGUACUGAGCAUGCAUGUAA
Mesocricetus auratus (golden hamster) is the source of this 571-nucleotide messenger RNA. It is a transcript of the gene Serf1a, whose product is annotated as small EDRK-rich factor 1A. The transcript is spliced from 3 exons. NCBI's taxonomy places the organism in Eukaryota, Metazoa, Chordata, Mammalia, Rodentia, Cricetidae. The record is from RefSeq and is a predicted model, not a curated record. Bases 187 to 375 code for a protein of 62 amino acids.